UACUCAUCAGACAUACUCAUCAGACAUACUCAUCAGACAUACUCAUCAUACUUAUCCAUCGCUUCAACAUUAGCGCGGCCUUAUUGUCUCUACUAAAUAUACACAACAUACUACAACAGCAACUAGCUUAGUUACAACCACCACCAAAACAACUUCUCUCAAUCCUAUACCUACAAAAUGCAUUUCCUUAUGAUCGGAGGCAGCGGCCGAACUGGCCAACUCAUCAUAGAAGAAGCACUUAGGCGUGGCCAUCAAGUCACUGCCUUAGUGCGUACAUCAGCAUCCCUGGAAGCCAGGGACAACCUCACCAUCGUUGAAGGCACGCCCCUAAACACCAGCGACAUCGGCCGGGCAUUCAACGCGACCUUGGAAUCAAGACCAACCGCGGUGGUGGUCGCGCUCAACGCCCGCCGUACCAGCGACUCGCCCUUUUCCGCACCGUCGCCGGACACGCCGCCGCGCCUGAUGGCCGACUCGGUGGCCAACGUCAUCAGCGUCAUGAAGAAGUAUGGCACGCACAAGAUCAUUAUCAACAGUUCCAUGGGCACGGGCUCGAGUAUCGAGGGCCUCGGCGCUCUGGUGCGUCCCGUCUUCGCGUACACCAACAUGAAAUUCCAGAUGAUCGACCACAACGCCGUGGACGAGGAGACAAGGGCUGCCGGUGUCAACUUCGUGCUGGUCAGGCCCGUGAUGUUAUCUGAGGGUGCAGCGUCAGAGGUCAAGGUAUACUCCGAAGACGGAAAGGGGGCCGGCUGCAAGAAGAUUACGAGGAAAAGUGUUGCUCGGUUUAUGGUUGUUGAAGCGCUGGAGGGUGAUAAAUACGAUGGACGAGCACCUGUCAUCAGCAACUAGAUAGGCUGGGGCACGGAUUUGUUUGACAGCCUUGCGAAGAGAUUGAUCUUGGCAUGAGUGGUGCUUCUUUGUAAAGCAUGGGUGGAUAAUGUUUCAGGUAAUUAGAUACACUAAAUGGAAAGGUCGGUGGGGCUAGUUUGUAUAGACGACAUACUCAAUACACAUGCAAUGACAACG
Truncatella angustata is the source of this 1029-nucleotide messenger RNA. Its product is annotated as putative TrkA-N domain dehydrogenase. The coding region runs from base 178 to 852 and encodes 224 amino acids. The record is from RefSeq and is a predicted model, not a curated record. The transcript has a single exon. Lineage: Eukaryota; Fungi; Ascomycota; Sordariomycetes; Amphisphaeriales; Sporocadaceae.